Dermochelys coriacea (leatherback sea turtle) is the source of this 2238-nucleotide messenger RNA. RefSeq names its product fission, mitochondrial 1 (gene FIS1). The coding region runs from base 151 to 519 and encodes 122 amino acids. Gene Ontology annotation, biological process: autophagy of mitochondrion; mitochondrial fission; mitochondrial fragmentation involved in apoptotic process. Gene Ontology annotation, molecular function: protein binding. The transcript has 2 exons. The record is from RefSeq and is a predicted model, not a curated record. NCBI's taxonomy places the organism in Eukaryota, Metazoa, Chordata, Testudines, Dermochelyidae. Gene Ontology annotation, cellular component: mitochondrial outer membrane; peroxisomal membrane.
GCCGCGCGGGCGCCAUGGUAACCGGCACCGCCCCCUCCCUGGCAGGCCGCGACGGGGGCAGGGGCGUGUCCUCGCGGGCCGGGACGGUGGCCGCCUUGGCCCAAACCGCCCCUUCCCUUUCACGCUCCGCCGCCGGGAGCGAGACGGCGCAUGCGCCUGAGCGGGGGGACGGGGACGGGGACAGGGACGGGGACGGGCGGAGAGCAGCGGCGGGUUUCCGGUUCCGGGCCGAGCAGCAGGUUCAGGUCCGAGGCGGCGGCUGCUUCCGGGGGGUGGGGACGCGAUGGAGUCGGUGCUGAGCGAGGUGGUGGCGGUGGAGGAUCUGCUGGAAGAUUGUUCCGUAGCCGGAUCCCUUCUCCAGAGAACGCUUCGUCCCCAGCUCUCGUGUGGUUCCCUCCAGGGCUUUGGGAUCUGCGUUGCCCCACAGAAGUGCAGCUGUCGUGGUGGUUCAUGGCUCAAAACUCGGUCUUGGGGCUUGCUUUGAAGAUCAUGUCAAAGGCCUUACGCUGGCAUCGGUAGCUGACUGAGACCCAGUGGGAAGAACUGAGCGUAGAUCCGAAGGGACCAUAGGUCACCUAAUCCAGUGUUCCUCAACGACUGGUCUGUGGACUGGCACUGGUUCCUGAGAUUUUCCUGAUACAGUUUAGGAAGGCAGCAAGCUAUCAAAAAGGCCGAGACACACUGCUCUAGUUGCAUCUGAAGAAGUGGAUUUUUUACCCACAAAAGCUUAUGCUCAAAUAAAUCUAUUCGUCUUUAAGGUGCUACCGGACUCCUUGUUGCUCUAGUCUGACUUCCUGUCUAUCACAGGCUGGCAGUUUUUACCCAGUUCCCCCUGGGUUGAGCCUGAGAACUUGUGCAUGACGAAAGCAUAUUCCAGAAAGUCUGGUUUGGAAGAUGUCAAGGGAUGGAGAAUCGACUGCUUUCUUGGGGGAGUUGGUUCUGGUUGCUUAAGGUUGUCAACUCUGAGUCUUGCUUGUGGUCUGCUCAUGAGUCAAUUAAGCAGUAAUUAACUCCGCUGUAGAUAGGAUGGCUCUGUUUGUUGCCUUCUUUGUGAGCUGGAGGAGGCUGGGAAAUGUUGAUUUCCUGACUAGGGCUUCUGUGGUUUUGCGAAGAUGUUUGUGGAGGCCAGAGUGAAGGGAAAGCAGUGCUGCAGGUUUCGUAAUCGCAGCUGGGACCGUCGUCUAGGAUGGUGUCUAGUAUUUUGAUUAUUGAAGGUGGCUAAUUUCCAGAUUCCAAGGGCAGAAGGGAUCAUCGGGAAACCUCUUGUGUAACACAGGCCCGAAUGAUGAAUGCCUGUUUGAACGAGAGCGGACAUUUCAGAAAAACAUCCCAUUUGGAUUUCAGAAUCGCCAGCGAUGGAGAAUCUACCACAGCUGUUGGGAAGUGGUUCUGGUUGUUUGGUGCUUUAUUUCUAGUCUGAAUUCGUCAUCAGAACGGCCACACUGGGUCGGACCAAAGGUCCAUCAAGCCCAGUGUCCUGUCUUCCGACAGUGGCCAAUGCCAGGUGCCCCAGAGGGGAUGAAGAGAACAGGUAAUCAUAAAGUGAACCAUACCCUGAUGCCCAUUCCCAACUGUUGGAUCUUGUUAGACCUUUGUCUGCUGGGCUGAAGAGCCGAUGGUUGGACUUGUUCCCAUGUAAGUACUUAUAGAUGGGAAGCGAUCAGACCUAGUAGACAAAAGUCUAAGAUGAUCCAGCUGCUGGAAGUUGAAGCUGGAGCAAUUCAAACUGGAAAGAAGGUGUGAAAUUUUAUCAGCGAGGAGGAAUUCACCAUUGGGAAAAGUUCCCAAGGGCUGUGGUGGAUUCUUAAAUUAAGGCGACAUCCCUGCUCGAGUUCAACUUGGAAUUAAUUCAGGGCAUCCAAUGACCUGUUACACAGGAGGUCUGACUAGGUGAUCGCAAUGGUGCCUUCUGCCCUUAGACUCUUUGAAGAAGAGUCUUCGAUUAUCAAAUUUCUGUUCCCAUGUAGGUGGUUAUAGAUCAAGUCACCCGUUAACCUUCUCUUUGAGCUGCUGGAGGCAUGCUUCUUCUCACUUUUUAGUCGUUCUCAUGCCUGUUCUUUGAAUCUCCUCCAAUUUAUCCCCAUCCUUCUGGAAUGGAGGACCCUGCAAGUGGGUUCAGGAUUCCAGUAAUGGUUGCACCAGUGCCAAAUAUGAGGGAAUCAUAGAAUGGUAGGACUGGAAAGGACCUCGAGAGGUCAUCUAGUCCCAUCCCCUGCACUCAAGGCAGGACUAAGUAUU